Molecule: messenger RNA, 896 nt
Organism: Fusarium odoratissimum NRRL 54006
Lineage: Eukaryota; Fungi; Ascomycota; Sordariomycetes; Hypocreales; Nectriaceae
Exons: 2
Coding region: 327-755 (142 amino acids)
Molecular function (GO): carbon-sulfur lyase activity
Source: RefSeq, a predicted model, not a curated record
GCUAACCGGGCGUGGCUCUUAUUGGUUGGGAGCCGUGGCCUCAGUUGCGUACUGGUGCUGUCGGAGUUGGAGAGAUUCAGUCGCCGUUCGGGCAGUUUCUGAGGGAGAUGUGAGAAAGCAAAGAUGAUAUUGAUGCUUUUCUAACCCUUUUCACGAUAGCUUUGAGACUCGAGCGGGGUAAUAGAUGCACCGCCUUUGAGGCUGAUAAGUGUGACAGAUUGGGCUGAUUCCUGUUAUUUGAGAAAACUCAUCUCUCUGACGAUGUGUUAAAUGUCCUUUCAACCAUUAUCAUCUCCUAACUUACGUGAUUCUAGUAACCAAUCAUAAUGAAUCCCAAGAUCGAAUGCCAGUGCGGCGCAGUCCAAAUCACAGCCUCACGACCCCAACCCCUCAGUGUUUACUGCUGCCAUUGUACUGAAUGUCAGAAACAAUCUGCUUCUGCCUUUGGUACAUCAGCCAUCUUCCCAGCUGACGACAUGUGGCCUCUCUCUGAAGAUGUCCUGUCCAAGCUGGGAGUCUGGAAGCGACCUACAGACGAGGGAAAUACCCUGGAGUGCUACUUUUGCAAGACGUGCGGCGUGAGGGUCUUACAUCGUAGCGUCUUGCCGGACGGCCAAGGCAAGCCAUAUCUGUCGGUGAAAGGGGGUUGUGUCGAGGGGUUGAGUUGGGAGAAUGCGGAGCAUAUUUACACUCGGAGCGCUCGUGUUCCUGUGCCUGAAGGAAGUUAUCAAACGGUGCCUGGAGCACAGGAUUAAAUUUUGAGCAUCGGAAGCAAUCAAGCUUCACCACAGGGCCUUGCACCCGUAAGUCCAGAAGAAUGUUUGACUAAGUUUGUAGAAAUGAUUACAAUUAUAAUAACCUCGCGUAUCUAAUACGAUGAUAUUACACGCCCGCGG